Molecule: messenger RNA, 2854 nt
Organism: Phyllostomus hastatus (greater spear-nosed bat)
Lineage: Eukaryota; Metazoa; Chordata; Mammalia; Chiroptera; Phyllostomidae
Product: zinc finger protein 226-like
Exons: 3
Coding region: 509-2854 (781 amino acids)
Biological process (GO): regulation of DNA-templated transcription
Cellular component (GO): nucleus
Source: RefSeq, a predicted model, not a curated record
AAACUUCCGGGGAAUGCGCCUGGGGCCAACAGCCACCUGUCCUUCGUUUGGGGAGAAAGAGGAGGAGCUGCUAAAAACGGAGGUCUGAGACUGAAGUGGUCAUUUGCAUUUCCCAGGCGGAGCUUUUCUUGCGUUUGGGACUCGCACUCGGGAUUGGGCGGGCUCUGUAGUGCUUGGGAGUUUGAGGGACUCCCGGGCGCUCUGCAACCCCUGUCGCGCUGCCCCACUUAACACUUAAUGCGGUAUCGCACUGGGUGAGUUACUUAACUCCUCUGUGCCUUCGCUUACUGUUCUGUAAAAGGGAAAUAAAAGUAAUUCCUUCCUAACAGAAUGUUUUGAGAAUAGUACAAAUAAAAGGUUUCAUUAAAGCUGCCUGGCACAUGGGUUAUUAAUACCACUAUAACUCUCCAAAAAGGGUCCCUCUCUCAGUUAGGUUGUUGUGCACUCUUGGCCUUUUUUAAAGGAGAGUGUUACCUCUAGCGGUACCAGGGGAUGCGAUUUAUCAGGGAUGCAAACACAAUCCUGGUAUUUCACAGCUUCCUUGGCUUCCCCAGCCGUGACUUCUCAAAAAACACUGCACGGUGGAGGAGGCAACAGAGCCCAACACUCUGUCCUCUUAGUACACUCUGUUUUCCUGGAAGGAAGAGGAAAGAAUGAGCAUGUACAAGGUGAGAGCAAUCAAAGUGAGUUGAAGGCUGCUCAAGACGGAGCAUGUGAAGAGCUUUCCUGCUGGCAGAUCUGGCAACAAAUUGUAAAUGACUUAACCAGGUGUCAAGACUUCAUGAUAAAUUGUUCACAGUUCCACAAACAAGGUGAUUCUACCUGUGAGGUUGGGGCAGGACUAUGUAUUCAAAUUUCUAAAGAUGAAAACUAUAUACCAAAUCAUAAAAUGGAUGGUCCCAGUGACACUGGAAAUUCAGAGUUUCCAACUUUGAGAGCACAAGGUUCUUGGAGGAAAACCUCUUUGAAUGAAUCCCAGAAUUAUCAGAACAACUAUCAAGAAAUUUCUAUAAAAAAUAAACUCUUACAGUAUAACCAGGAUGUUGACACCAUCAGUUGGGUAUCACGUUGCCUCAAUAAUUACGGAGCACACGGAAGUGGAAAACCUUACAGUUACAAUGAUUAUGGAAGAGACAGCAUGAAAAUUUCAACAUUGGAUCGGAAUAGUGUGAUUCAUAUAGGACAAAAACUUUACCAGUGUAAUGAGUGUAAAAAUACCUUCUAUGAUCUCUCCACCUUCACUAUUCAUCAGCAAGUACACUCAAAAGAGAAGUCGCAUGUAUGUAGUGAGUGUGGAAAAGGCUUCUGUCAUAGAUCAGUUCUUCAUGUUCAUCAGAGAGUUCACAUAGGAGAAAACGGCUGUAAGUGUGAUGAUUGUGAUAAGGAAUUAAGUAAGAGUUCACAUCUGCAAAAUCAUGAGCAAGUCCACACUGUAGAGAAACCAUUCAAAUGUGUGGAGUGUGGGAAAGGCUUCAGUCGUAGAUCUACGCUUACUGUUCAUUGUAAAUUACACUUGGGAGAGAAACCAUAUAAUUGUGAGGCAUGUGGGAGGGCCUUCACUCAGGCCUCUCAUUUUCAGGACCAUCAGAGAGUCCACACUGGGGAGAAACCAUUCAAAUGUGAUGCAUGUGGGAAGAGCUUCAGCAGGAAUUCACAUCUUCAGUCCCAUCAGAGAGUCCAUACAGGAGAAAAACCUUACAAAUGUGAGGAGUGUGGGAAGGGCUUCAUUUGUAGCUCAAAUCUAUACAUUCAUCAGAGGGUCCACACAGGAGAAAAACCCUACAAAUGUGAGGAAUGUGGUAAAGGCUUUAGUCGGCCCUCAAGUCUCCAGGCCCAUCAGGGAGUCCACACUGGAGAGAAAUCUUACCUAUGUAAAGUGUGUGGUAAAGGCUUUACUCUGAGUUCAAAUCUUCAAGCACAUCAGAGAGUCCACACUGGAGAGAAACCAUACAAAUGUGAGGAGUGUGGGAAGAGCUUCAGGAGGAACUCCCAUUACCAAGUUCAUCUUGUGGUCCACACAGGAGAAAAACCCUAUAAGUGUGAGGUAUGUGGGAAGGGUUUCAGUCAGAGUUCAUAUCUUCAGAUCCAUCAGAAGGCUCACAGCGUAGGAAAACCUUACAAGUGUGAAGAGUGCGGACAGGGCUUCAAUCAGAGCUCACGACUGCAGAUUCACCAGCUGAUACACACUGGGGAGAAACCAUACAAAUGUGAAGAGUGUGGGAAGGGGUUCAGUCGUAGAGCAGACCUUAAAAUUCAUUGUAGAAUCCACACAGGAGAGAAACCAUAUAAUUGUGAGGAAUGUGGGAAGGUCUUUAGGCAGGCCUCAAAUCUUUUGGCCCAUCAGAGAGUCCACAGUGGAGAAAAGCCAUUCAAAUGUGACAAGUGUGGGAAGAGCUUUGGUCGGAGUUCACACCUUCAAGCCCAUCAAAAAGUUCACACUGGGGAGAAGCCAUACAAAUGUGAGGAGUGUGGGAAGGCCUUCAAGUGGAGCUUGAAUCUUGACAUGCAUCAGAGGGUCCACACAGGAGAGAAGCCAUAUAAGUGUGGGGAGUGUGGUAAGCACUUCAGUCAGGCCUCGAGUCUUCAACUUCAUCAGAGUGUCCACACUGGAGAGAAACCAUACAAAUGUGAUGCAUGUGGUAAAGUCUUCAGUCGCUCUUCACAGCUACAAUCUCAUCAGAGAGUUCACACAGGAGAGAAACCUUACAAGUGUGAGAUAUGUGGUAAGAACUUUAGUUGGCGAUCAAAUCUUACAAUUCAUCAUAGAAUCCAUGCUGGUGAUAAAUCCUCUAAAAGUGACAGAGCUGGUAAGAAAAUGAGAGUGUCCACACAGGUAAAAUGUUUUAUAAAAUGA